This is a messenger RNA of Scatophagus argus, 2678 nucleotides long. It is a transcript of the gene ptk6b, whose product is annotated as PTK6 protein tyrosine kinase 6b. The coding region runs from base 201 to 1721 and encodes 506 amino acids. Gene Ontology annotation, biological process: innate immune response; cell surface receptor protein tyrosine kinase signaling pathway; protein phosphorylation. Lineage: Eukaryota; Metazoa; Chordata; Actinopteri; Scatophagidae. Gene Ontology annotation, cellular component: extrinsic component of cytoplasmic side of plasma membrane. The record is from RefSeq and is a predicted model, not a curated record. The transcript has 8 exons. Gene Ontology annotation, molecular function: signaling receptor binding; ATP binding; non-membrane spanning protein tyrosine kinase activity.
CAUUACUGCCCGACAAAAGGAAGUUGCUGUCAGUCCUCAGAGAGCCGGCGUCUCCGGAGAACAAAGCCAGUUGCCUCCCUGCUGAGGCAUUCCGAGGAUUCCCAGCGCGCCAUCCUCCCUACCUGUCCGACAGGUGUAUCCGGCUGUGUAGGCCGACGCGCUCAGGCGGCUCUCAGCGGGAGGGCCGGUCGUGGUCAUCUAUGGGCGAGUGUCUGCGGAGAGUUUGUCCGUGUCUGGAGACACUAUGGCAAAGGAUUUACGGGGACCAAAAGGCUGGCCCUGUAGCAGGAGGAGGAGUGAAUGGAGGCAGUGGAGGGGAAACAGGCGGCGGAGGUGAGCGGAGACCACCGAGUCCACCGCCGACGCCGCAGGACAGAGUGCGGGACAGCAGCUCCAUCUACACGGCGCUGUGGCCGUUUGAAUCCCGGCAUGCGGACGAGCUGUCCUUCCAGGAGGGGGACUUGUUCAGUGUCCUGAGCCGCAGCGGGGACUGGUGGACCGCACGCAGGAUCGACAAGAACGGGCGCGUCCUGGACUCCGGGAUCGUGCCCAGCAACUACCUGGCCAGGGCUGAAUCCCUGGAAAUGCAGCCAUGGUUUUUUGGGACAAUGAGCCGCUUUCAGGCCCAGAGCCACCUGCUGGGACCAGGAAAUGACGAAGGAGCUUUCCUCGUCCGGCACAGCGAGAAAGACAACAUUGGAUACGUCCUUUCAGUGAAGUCAAGCGAACGAGUGAAGCAUUUUAAGAUCCACCAAGCGGAUGGGAACAAUUUCUGCGUGGAGCCCAACCACCACUUCAGCUCUCUGUUCGACUUGGUGGAGCACUACCAAGUCAACGGCCUGAACAACACGGGCACGCUGGGGAACCCCUGCAAGAGGAAUAAGCCCAACACGCCAGAUUUGCAUCCUUUUCCCAAGGAUGAGUGGGAGCUCCCGAAGGAGGAGUUCACCCUGGAGGAGGAGCUGGGCAGCGGCUACUUCGCUCAAGUCCACCGCGGACGCUGGAAAAACCUCAUCAAAGUCGCCGUCAAGAUCCUCAAAAGCGACUCGGAGUUGAACCACCGUGAAUUUCAGAGAGAAGUUCAGAUCCUGAAGAGGCUCCGCCAUCGGCACCUCAUCUCUCUGUUUGCUGUCUGCACGUCCUCGUCGCCCUACUGGAUCAUCACCGAGCUGAUGGAGAAAGGCAGCCUGCUCAGCUUCCUCAGAGGUCCAGAGGGGCAGAAUCAAGACGUUACGUCACUCAUUGACAUGGCUGCCCAGGUGGCUGAUGGGAUGUCAUACCUGGAGGAGCAGAACAGCAUCCACAGAGAUCUGGCGGCUCGAAACGUCCUUGUGGGAGAGGACUACACCUGUAAGGUGGCUGACUUUGGACUGGCCAGAGUGAUCAAGGAGCCGUUCUACGUCACAGAAGAUAAAAAGAUUCCCUAUAAGUGGAGCGCUCCUGAGGCCAUCAGCCAUGGAAAGUUCUCCAACAAGUCUGACGUCUGGUCUUUUGGAGUCUUGCUCUAUGAGAUUACAACCUAUGGAGGCGUUCCUUACCCAGCUCUUAGCAACCAGGAAGCCUACGAGCAGGUUACCAAAGGCUACAGGAUGCCAGCACCAGCCAAAUGCCCCAACUUUCUCUACCAAAUCAUGCUUAAAUGUUGGAACGGUGAGCCGGCCAACAGGCCAGACUUCAAGUCCCUCAAGGACCAACUGGACAGCAGCUACGAGCUGGAGUGACCACCCAACUUCCUGCAGUACAUACUGACUGCCACAGGGGGGCUGAACACUGAGCAGGAAUCACUGAGGUCUCUUUAUUAAACAGGAACAAAACUGAUUUUACAGAAAGAAAGACUUUGACUGUGUGUCUGAAAUGUGCAGAUCAGCACAAUGUUUUGCAAAGUUUUAUAACGUUUAUUCAGUCCACUUGGGCUGCAGCUGUUGAAUAUUUAUAUUAUUGAUUUAUUUUAGAGCUGAAACCAUUCAAAAUGAAUGUGUUAGCAACAUUUUUUUUCUCUCAUUUUUAAAACAAUGCCAAUAAUUAUCUGGUUCAGCACUUUUUUCAAACUCAGUUUUUGUGAAUGAAAUGUGAAUGAACUGUAAGUGUUUUAUGGAGCCUCUCAACUGGUUAUAAACUAGAGCCCAACUGAUGGAGUUUAUAGUGCAUUAUGACCACUUAUACUCAACUAUCAAAUGUGGUAAGGAUUCACACUGUGCUAUAAAAGUCCAUUCAGUGUCACAAAUGAUCAUUUUGUGUGUAUAUAGAUGCAGUUUUAAAGUUAACCCAUCGUUCUUCACCCGUCAGCUGUCUGCAGUACCACCUUGGGCCAGCAAGGGGCAGCACAGUCGCAGCAUCUGAGCAUCUCGCUCCUUUCUGCCUAACUAGUGACUGAAGACUUGACCCAUCGCAAAACAUGUUGCUCAUGUCAUGUAUGCUGCUGAUGAAAUGUCCAGUAAGACCUGGUUUUUAGUUGGAACUGACGGCAACAGCAUGUGCCACCGUCCAAUAUAAACAUCCGAUGACUUAUCACUUAACAGCUGUUGACAAAGUGUUGAAUGUAACCCACAUGUCACGUUCAAGAACAGUCCUGUUCAGUUCGUUUUAUAUUUGUUUUUAUGCAAUUCAAGAGAGAAUUACUCUCAUAAAUAAUCUAACAGGUGUUUGUUUCUAAUUGAUUAAAAGGAAUCAGUAUGGUU